AUGAGACUAUCACUAAGUGUAUUAAUGCCAUUGGCAUUAAUGCUAUUGGGAGACUAUGCUGAUGCCAAGGUAUUCCAAGCAGAAUUAAAGAAGGAAAAAUUGACCAAGGAAAUGUUGGAGUUGGGCUUUGAGGCUCACGUCCAGCAACUAGGUCACAAGUACGUGAGUCAAUAUGAGAAGGCUAACCCCGGGACUGUGCUACCAAGGGACCAUCUGUUUUAUCCUGAUCAGGUUCACAACGUUCCAUUGUCAAACUAUAUGGAUGCCCAAUAUUUUGCUGACAUUUCUUUGGGUACUCCACCUCAAAAGUUUAAGGUUAUACUUGACACUGGUUCGUCAAAUCUUUGGGUGCCAAGUGUCGAUUGUGGUUCAUUAGCCUGCUUUUUGCACAACAAAUACGAUCAUUCUCAAUCCAGUACGUAUAUUAAGGAUGGUCGACCAUUAUCUAUCAGUUAUGGCUCUGGUUCGAUCGAAGGUUAUAUUUCUGAAGAUAAUUUGCAGAUUGGUGAUUUGACUAUUCAGAAUCAGAAGUUUGGUGAAACCACCAGUGAACCAGGGUUGGCUUUUGCCUUCGGUAAAUUUGACGGUAUUUUGGGUCUUGCUUAUGAUACAAUUGCACAAGAUGAUAUCACACCACCAUUUUACUCAGCUAUUCAACAGCACCUAUUAGAUGAGUCAAAGUUUAGUUUUUAUCUGAAGAGUGUCAAUGACCCAGCAGCGGAAGGAGGAUCCGCAAGUGACGGAGGUGUGUUCACACUGGGUGGAGUUGAUUCAUCAAAAUUCAAAGGUGACUUGAUACCAUUACAUGUUCGCCGUCAGGCUUAUUGGGAAGUUCCAUUGAAUGCAAUUAAACUUGGUGAUCAGAGUACCGGCAAACUAGAAAACACUGGUGCUGCGAUUGAUACUGGUACCUCGUUGAUUACAUUACCCUCUGAUAUGGCUGAGAUUAUUAACGCACAAAUUGGUGCAAAGAAGGGUUGGACUGGUCAAUAUACUCUGGAAUGUUCUACUAGAGCUAAACUACCUGAUUUAACAUUUACCCUUGAUGGACAUGAUUUUGUUCUGUCACCAUUUGAAUAUACACUAGAAGUUUCUGGUAGCUGUAUCUCUGUUAUUACUCCAAUGGAUUUCCCAGAGCCAAUCGGAAGAAUGGCUAUUUUGGGUGACGCUUUCUUACGCAGAUACUAUUCUGUGUUUGAUCUUGAUGCCAAUGUUGUCAGUUUAGCUGAGGCUGUACACUCUGCUUGA
This is a messenger RNA of Nakaseomyces glabratus, 1248 nucleotides long. RefSeq names its product proteinase A (gene PEP4). NCBI's taxonomy places the organism in Eukaryota, Fungi, Ascomycota, Saccharomycetes, Saccharomycetales, Saccharomycetaceae. Gene Ontology annotation, cellular component: fungal-type vacuole. The record is from RefSeq and is a predicted model, not a curated record. Gene Ontology annotation, molecular function: aspartic-type endopeptidase activity.